Messenger RNA from Tetrahymena thermophila SB210, 1089 nucleotides. Its product is annotated as KRR1 small subunit processome component. NCBI's taxonomy places the organism in Eukaryota, Ciliophora, Oligohymenophorea, Hymenostomatida, Tetrahymenidae. The transcript is spliced from 2 exons. The record is from RefSeq and is a predicted model, not a curated record. Gene Ontology annotation, molecular function: RNA binding. Gene Ontology annotation, cellular component: small-subunit processome; nucleolus.
AUGAGUGGAGACAAUAAUACUAACAAUAGUGCAACUGAACAAGUUAGCAAGAAAAAUAAGUACAGAAAAGAUAAGCCUUGGGAUAAUGAUCCUACCCUAGAUAAGUGGAAAAUAGAACCUUUCAAUAAAGGUGAUAUGUCCGAACCUCUUGCUGAAGAAUCAUCUUUUGCCACAUUGUUCCCCUAAUAUAGAGAAAAAUACAUUUAAGAAUGUUUUGGUAAUGUGAAGAAAGUUCUCUCUGAAUAUGGUAUUAAGGCAGAACUUAACUUAACAGAAGGUUCUAUUACUGUAAGAACUACUAAAAAGACUUGGGAUCCCUAUGCAAUUAUUAAAGCCAGAGACUGUAUUAAGUUAUUAGCCAGAUCAGUCCCUUUCUAAUAGGCAUUAAGAGUCAUGGAAGAUGGUGUGUUUAGUGAUGUUGUUAAAAUUAGAAGCUUAGUUAAGAAUAAAGAAAAGUUCAUUAAGAGAAGAUAGAGAUUAAUUGGACCUAAUGGAUAAACUUUAAAAGCUCUUGAAUUGUUAACUAAUUGCUACAUUAUGGUUUAAGGAAGUACUGUUAGUUGUAUUGGAGAUUGGAGAUAGUUAAAAAUAUUACGUAGAAUCGUAGAAGACACUAUGUUUAAUAUCCAUCCUAUUUAUAAUAUUAAAGAAUUGAUGAUUAAGAGAGAACUUGCUAAGGAUGAAAAAUUAAAGAAUGAAAAUUGGGACCGUUUCCUACCUUAAUUCAAGAAAAUGAAUGUCAAAAAGAAAGCUAAAAAGUAAAAAGUUGAAAAGAAGGAAUAUACUCCUUUCCCUCCUGAGCAAUAACCUAGAAAAGAAGAUAUUGCUAUGGAAACUGGUGAGUACUUUAUGACUGAAAAGGAAAAGAAAACUAAGGAUUUAAGAAAUAAGAUGUAGAAAUCUGAAGAAAAGUUAAAGGAAAAGAUAGAAAAAUAGAUGAAAUUAUACGAAGCACCAGAAGUCGAAAAAGAAAUAAAGAAGGAAGAAAAGAAGUAAAAGAAGAAAGAAAAAGCUACAGAAUCUGCUUCAAUCGAAGAGCUCAAAAAUAAAUUUAUGGGAAAUACUGUAAAAAAAGUUAAAAUUUUUUGA